Molecule: messenger RNA, 1181 nt
Organism: Macaca mulatta (Rhesus monkey)
Lineage: Eukaryota; Metazoa; Chordata; Mammalia; Primates; Cercopithecidae
Source: RefSeq, a predicted model, not a curated record
GUGGGCGGGGCGUGUGCGGACUGAGGGCUCUGCUUCCGGGGCGCGGGUGACGCGACGUUCGCGACACUUUCCUGCGGAGCGCCUCGGACGUCGAAGCCUGGAGUCUCUGCUGCUUCCGCUCUUCCGCUGCCUCAUUCCGUUGCUUCCUAGCCUUGGUCGUCGCCGCCGCCAUGAACAAGAAGAAGAAGCCGUUCCUGGGGAUGCCCGCUCCGCUCGGCUACGUGCCGGGGCUGGGCCGGGGCGCCACUGGCUUCACCACACGGUCAGACAUCGGGCCCGCCCGUGAUGCAAAUGAUCCCGUGGAUGAUCGCCACGCGCCCCCAGGCAAGAGAACUGUUGGGGACCAGAUGAAGAAAAACCAGGCUGCUGACGAUGACGAUGAGGAUCUAAAUGACACCAAUUACGACGAGUUUAAUGGCUACGCUGGGAGCCUCUUCUCAAGCGGACCCUAUGAGAAAGAUGACGAGGAAGCGGAUGCCAUUUACGCAGCCCUGGAUAAAAGGAUGGAUGAAAGAAGAAAAGAAAGACGGGAGCAAAGGGAGAAAGAAGAAAUAGAGAAUAUCGUAUGGAGCGCCCCAAAAUCCAACAGCAGUUCUCAGAUCUCAAAAGGAAGUUGGCGGAAGUCACAGAAGAAGAGUGGCUGAGCAUCCCUGAGGUUGGCGAUGCCAGAAACAAGCGCCAGCGGAACCCACGCUAUGAGAAGCUGACCCCGGUUCCUGACAGCUUCUUUGCCAAACAUUUACAGACCGGAGAGAACCAUACCUCAGUGGAUCCCCGACAGACUCAAUUUGGAGGUCUUAACACACCCUAUCCAGGUGGACUAAACACUCCAUACCCAGUGGAAUGACACCAGGAUUGAUGACACCUGGCACCGGUGAGCUGGACAUGAGGAAGAUUGGCCAAGCCAGGAACACUCUGAUGGACAUGAGGCUGAGCCAGGUGUCUGACUCCGUGAGUGGACAGACCGUCGUUGACCCCAAAGGCUACCUGACGGAUUUAAAUUCCAUGAUCCCGACACACGGAGGGGACAUCAAUGAUAUCAAGAAGGCACGACUGCUCCUCAAGUCUGUUCGGGAGACGAACCCUCAUCACCCGCCAGCCUGGAUUGCGUCAGCCCGCCUGGAAGAAGUCACUGGGAAGCUACAAGUAGCUCGGAACCUUAUCAUGAAGGGGACAGAGAU